Molecule: messenger RNA, 2646 nt
Organism: Octodon degus (degu)
Lineage: Eukaryota; Metazoa; Chordata; Mammalia; Rodentia; Octodontidae
Gene: Fam161b
Product: family with sequence similarity 161 member B
Exons: 9
Biological process (GO): cilium organization
Cellular component (GO): cilium
Source: RefSeq, a predicted model, not a curated record
UGCCAAUCCUGCGCCGCCUCAGCCGCGUCCCAUGAACCGGAAAUAAAACGCGCGAAGGGGCUAGACCAAUCAGAACACGAGUCUUGCCUCCUGGGACGGGAUGGACCGGAAGGGUGCCCUGAGAGCCAAUCAGAGACCAAAGCUAGGAAGGGGCGUGCCUGGCGUCGUCAGGGUAGCCACCUCCGCUGUCACCUCGGCUGCUGCAUCUGCCUGGCCGCGGAGAUGGCUGUUGGGGGCCCUGCGACAGCCCCUGGCAGUGCAGAGUGCAGCCGUCAGAUAUUCCCACCCAAAUCCUCCUCAGACUCUGAGACUGAAGGUGAACUGUGUGGGGCUGGGCUGGUGUUGCCCAGGACUGGCCAACUCCAUGAGUUCCUCAGCCCAGAAGAAGACACAGAUUCUCCUGGCUCAGCUGGGAGCGUUUGCGGGACCCUACAGCAGAGAGGUGGCCGGGGUCUGCUGGAGUCCCUCUUUGCCUCUGAUGCAGACAGUGGUGAGAGCUUCUCUGAAGAUGAGGAUCUGGAGCAUUUCUUCCAGGACAAGAGCCGGGGGAGGCCGCAGUCCCGGAGCCCGCCAUCUUUGAGGUGUGGUUCCACGAGGCGGUGCAGUUCCCUGAGCAGCCUCCCCUGUGCCGGGCCCAGGGCCCAGGCCCGGCCCCCCUCGGGCUCUGGGCCUCCUUCCCAGCGAAGAAGCCUCAGCUCCUGGGCAUCCUCCAUCACCGUCCCUCGUCCGUUCCUCAUGACCCUGCGGGAGGCCCAGAAGAAAGCGCAGUGGCUGGCCUCACCAGCCUCCUUUGAGCAGGAGAGGCAGCGGGCCCAGAGGCAGGGCCAGGAGGAGGCUGAGUGCCACCGGCAGUUCCGGGCACAGCCUGUGCCAGCACACGUCUACCUGCCCCUGUACCAGGAGAUGGUAGAGCGCAGUGAGGCCCGGAGGCGGGCAGGGAUCCAGCGGAGGAAGGAACUGCUCUUGUCAUCCCUGAAGCCCUUCAGCUUCCUGGAGAAGGAAGAGCAGCAGAAAGAAGCCGCUCGACAGAGGGACUUGGCUGCUGUGGGUAAGGCCAAGGCCCCCCAGAGGAAAGCUACCCGCAGGAUCCCAAAGUCCGUUCUGGAGCCAGCUCUUGGGGACAAACUUGAAGAAGCUGAGCUCUUCAGGAAAAUUCGCAUCCAGAUGCGGGCCCUAGACACGCUCGGCAAGGCCUCCUCUCCUCUUGCUUCCUCUAGCAGCCGGCCUGACUCACAGCCGCGCACGGCCGCCCGCACUCAGGAGAGGAAGCUUGGCUUCCUGCAGACCGACUUUGGAUUCCAGCCUCGGGUGAAUGCUGUCGUCCCUGACCACGAGGCCCUCCACAGGGCUUUCCAGCAGAGAGCUGCCAGGGGAAGGGAAACCCGAGAGGCGACUCGCAACAAGCCUUUCUUGCUGAGGACUGCCAGCCUGUGCCGGCACCCUCCGAGGCCCUGUGACACCGGGGACACUGGAGGGAGGCUGGGUUCCCUACAGCCCCCUGCUACCCCGCUGCCUGGGAGCCGUUCUCUGAGUGGCCUUGCCUCGCUUUCUGUCAACACCCUUCCUGUGCACAUCACAGACGCCACCAGGAGGAGGGCAUCUGCAGUCAGAAGUUCACUUGAGAAAAAGGAGAAGGCUGAGGAGAGUAUUCGGUGGUUAGAGAUGCAGAGAAAGAAGCGCCACGCACUGUCCAAGUCUGUGGCCCUGCGUGCAAAAGCUGCGGACCCCCACCAAAGCCUCGAGGAGGUGUUCAGGGCCAAGCUGAGAGAACACCGGAACAAUGACCGAAAAAGAGCAAAAGAAUAUAAGAAAGAACUAGAAGAAAUGAACAAGAGAAUACAAACAAGGCCCUAUCUCUUUGAGCAAGUUCCCAAGGACCUUGCCCGGAAAGAAGUGGAGCAGCGGUACGGAGCUGCGCUGCGGCAGGCCGGGCUGCAGGAGGACUUUGUGAGGAAGAAGGGCCAAGGCACCGGUGCUGGGCCGCGGAAGGAUGUGCCCAGUACCAAUGAAACCGUAAAAUUUGACACGAGGGACCAACAGCAAGAUUCAGAAGAAUUCCUGGAGCAGCUGACAAGCCCUGAGAAAGACUUGGAGAUGCUGUCUUGUGAAUCACCAGACAGUCUCAAGCCUCGCCCUUCUGAACAUCAUGCAGCUAAGAGCGGAGGCAAACCCUUGGAUCGCGUCAUGGCUGCGGUUAGAGAACGGGGAAGAGUAACAGAGAGAGGUGAUUGGAGCAAAUUGAAGUGGGCCAACACGGGGUAGAGGGUCAUAGUUCACAGGUGAAACUCCUGCUUUCCCCCUGACACUUGAAAGUAAAUAUAAGGGAAUAUUGCCCUUUAGAGCCCUCCCUAGUCCCAAGUAACUCACUAUGGAGCCCAGCCUGACCUUGAACUCUUCAGGGAUCCUCCUGCCUCAGCCUCCUGAGUGCCGGCAUCACAGGCAUGCGCCACCACUCCCGGCUACACUCAUUUUUAUGAACCUGCCUUCCUAGUGGAUGUCAACCUGCAGGUGCAUUCACUGUAUUUUUUAUCAUGUCUGAGUAAUCCUCAUGAAGUCAGCUCUUCAGAAAUUGCUAGGAAUGAUGGCACAAGUAUGUCUGAAGCAAAAGAGAGUUUGUUUGUUUUGUUUUGAUUAUUUUCUUUUUUU